Messenger RNA from Pyricularia oryzae 70-15, 474 nucleotides. RefSeq lists its product as uncharacterized. Lineage: Eukaryota; Fungi; Ascomycota; Sordariomycetes; Magnaporthales; Pyriculariaceae. The coding region runs from base 1 to 474 and encodes 157 amino acids. The transcript is spliced from 2 exons. The record is from RefSeq and is a predicted model, not a curated record.
AUGCAGUUAAAAAGCGCUUUUAUUAUCAGCAUCUUGAUGCAAAUGGCUCUCGCCACCCCAUUGAAUCAUCCAGCCGACCGUGUCCCUCCCACAAUUCAAACAGACGUUGGCGACAUGCCCAAGUCUCCUCCCCCCUCCAACCCUAAAGCUUGCAAGCAACCCCCGCGCGGUACACCACGCGGUUCCAAAAAUCUACUUAAACGCACAUUCGCUCGUCAGUUUUUAAACAGAGUCGACCUGGGAAACCUAGCUGCGAUUGGAAUGGGCACCACGCUAUGUGUUGAGGGGUAUGUUGGUGGCCAAGUGUUGAUGGAUGAGAGGAGACACCGGCUUGAGGCUGAAGAGCGGGAACGAGAACUAGAAGUGGCCAUGGGAAAACGACCGCCAUCGCCGCCAGCGCCGCCAAAGCAACCACCGGUCCCGUUAAACAAGCUCUCGGGGUCAAACUCCCCUGCCUGGAUAAACUCUGCAUAA